This is a messenger RNA of Paramormyrops kingsleyae, 8639 nucleotides long. RefSeq names its product HIVEP zinc finger 1 (gene hivep1). Lineage: Eukaryota; Metazoa; Chordata; Actinopteri; Osteoglossiformes; Mormyridae. Gene Ontology annotation, cellular component: nucleus. Gene Ontology annotation, molecular function: zinc ion binding; RNA polymerase II cis-regulatory region sequence-specific DNA binding; DNA-binding transcription factor activity, RNA polymerase II-specific. Gene Ontology annotation, biological process: regulation of transcription by RNA polymerase II. The record is from RefSeq and is a predicted model, not a curated record.
GCAAAAUAUUAUCAGCGCGCACCUCGCACCCUCUUGUUGAUCUCCUUUUCGUCCUCUUUUCAAUGAACGACAUAUUUCAACGAGCUAUUAAAAAAAAAAACCUUUUGGCUGUCGUAGACGCUUGAAGGCUCGGGGCUAUAGAGAAAUGAGCGGACGACGUUCCCUGGCAUUGCAGCGUGCCCCCCGCCCCCAGGACACCGACCCCCAGAGCCGCAUUCAGCCAUGAGCCUAUGAGCAGUGGGAAAAGAUGCCGCGCACGAAGCAGAACCAUCCGAAGAACCUGAAAGAUAAGAUAGAAGAGGCACAGAAAGAACUGAAAGAGCCCAACAUUACCCAGAAAGGUCUUGGUGAAAGUGGCCGGAGACAUGCAGAAGUUAAGGGCUUGAAGAGGAAAAAAGUAAUUGGGGAGAACCAGCAGAAGAAGGUCCCAAAGUCUCCUGUGAAAAAGCCUCCACAGUCCAAGCCCUCAGAGGCAGGGACCUUCCGGGAAUCCAGGGAGCCAACGGCCUCCUGUUCCUUUUCCAGGCGCUCUUCCCAAAAUAUAACCGAUUCUUCCAACAAAAAUGGAGACACAGACAGCAUACUGCAGGUGCGGCCACAGACUGCUGGGAGGUUGAAGGGGGAGGCCACACCCAGCCCAGCUGCCUGUGAGAGGCUAAUGCAGACUGAGGUGACCCACAACCAACCAGCAUCGUGUGCUCUGUCUAAAGGAGGGAAGGAUGCAGAGGGUACUCAACUGAAAGAGGACUGGAUGAGCCAGGCUGACAGUGGGUUGCCCUCGCACUCAAGUGCUCCCCUUGAGGUCUUGCUCAAGGCUAUGGAGCCAGACCUUAGUUCCCUAACGAGACAGAAGAGCUCCUUCCCUGGGGCUCCGAUUGGGAAAGUGGACCCGGUUCCUGCUGCACAGCCCACCGGACAAGGUUCUGCAGCUAUACCAGCUGUCAGCUAUGGCAUCCCGUCCCAGCCAAUACCGGCACAUUACUACCCUAGACCUCAGGUGGUGCUGGCGAGUGGAGAUACUGCCGGACAAGUCGCACCCCUGCAAUUCCAGCCGCUUGAGGUACCAACGCAGAGCAACCAGACAAACUCGCAGCACAAUGCCAUGAAGUUUUCGCCAGCAGCUGCUAACCACCCUCGAGAGAAGCAUGACCUUCAGCAGUUGUAUGGUGCUGUGCCUGCUGCCUCCCUGACUCACACACCGGUUCCCCCUAGUCAGAAGGCCCUGCCUCAGAGCCAGCCAGUAGUCUACACCUGUCAGUCUGUUUCAGCCAGUGUGCCCAGUACAAUUCAGGUCCCAGUCACGCCUGGAUACAACCAGGUUCAAAUGGCCACAAUUGUUAACCCUGGUCUGGAGCAAGUUUCCAGUAUAUCUGGCAAGGAUCAAAAACCGAAGAAGCAGGGGAAGUAUGUAUGUGAAUACUGCAACCGGGCAUGUGCUAAACCUAGUGUCCUGCUCAAGCACAAGCGAUCUCAUACAGGUGAAAGGCCCUAUCCUUGUGUCACCUGUGAUUUCUCGUUCAAAACAAAGAGUAACUUGUACAAGCAUAAGAAAUCCCAUGCGCAUGCUAUAAAACUGGGCAAGGUGGUGCGGUCUGAUUCUGGAAGUAGAGCCUUGUCUCAAGAAUCGGACAAAGGUCUCGGCACACACUCUGAUGUGGAAGAGAGUGCUGAAAGUGACAAGGAAAGCGUCGCUGACUUGGACCCAGACUGUUCACAGAGCAGCAGCAGAGCUUUGUCUGAGAGCAGUUUGCAGAGCGCUUGUGCCACACAAGACAGACAGGGUGAGGUUGAGCUGCCUGCUGUCCUUGAGACUCUGAAAUCUGUGAACAACCAGAAGCCCUCUGAGCCUAAAGCAACUUUACCAAAAGUAGUUGUCCAUCCGGUCAACGUCUCCCCUUUGCGAGCAGACAGUCCGAGAGCUGGAGAUUCCACCCCAGAGCUAGCCACAGCUCAAAGGCAAAGAGAGUUUCAGACAAUGAGUGUGCGUCCCACCAUUAAGGUCUUGUCUUCUUUGAAAGAGGUGGACUGCACCAGUCCCCCGCAAGAGGCGAUAAGUGAGGUUGAGGACCAGGUUUGCAAGUCACCUCCAGGGGGGGGACAUGCACAGCUACAAAGGCAGCAGGCAACUGACUUCUCUCAACAACAGCAAGGCAAAUGUUUGCUGAGUCCCCGCAGCUUGGGCAGCACAGACUCUGGAUACUUCUCACGUUCUGAAAGUGCCGAUCAAGCAAUGAGUCCCCCUAGCCCAUUUGUCAAGAUUAUACCACCAACAGACAUGGAUGUGUCCAAAAAUAUGUUACCUAGUUCUGCUACAGUUGUGGCAACAGUCAUGCAGGCCAGCUGUGUGGAGAAGCCCCCUGCUUUACAGCGACAGAUUCGUCCUCCAUUAGAGACUAAAGCACUCUCACUUGAAGAACACAUUUCAAAGUUGAUAUCAGAUAACGAAGCAGUCGUAGAUGACAAACAGCUGGACAGUGUAAAGCCUCGAAGGACUUCUUUGUCAAGACGUGGAAGCAUAGACUCCCCCAAAUCAUACAUAUUCAAGGAUUCUUUUCAGUUUGACCUCAAACCAAUGGGCAGAAGAUCAAGCUCUAGUUCUGACAUACCCAAAUCUCCAUUUACACCCACCGACAAAUCUAAGCAAGUGUUUCUCUUAUCUGUCCCUUCUCAGUAUCCAUCAAUGGACUGUUUGCCAAUAACAAGGAGCAAUUCAAUGCCUACAACACCAGGAUAUUCAGCUAUUCCCAUUAAAGCUGCUCCUCAACCCCACCCAUUGAGAGUCUGUCAGUCAUUCGAUGACAAAAUUAGUUCUAGUAAUGAUGAUGUAUUCAUAUCGGCCCCUCCUACUCCUAAUCCAGCAAUGCAUCCACGCACGCUUGUAAGACAGAUUGCAAUUGAAGAUUCUUCUGCCACUGAAGGACACAGCCUUUCUUCUGCCCGGUCCAUGGAUGAGGGCUACCGUGGACCUAAUAUAUACAAUGAGGUUCUGCAAAGAAGCAAGUCCUUCGAACAAGGACCUGCACCUGAAAGAAGCAAAAAGCCCCAGCAAAACAAAGGCACAAUGUACGAAUGUGAGACUUGUCGCAAUCGAUACCGGAAACUUGAAAACUUUGAAAAUCACAAAAAGUUUUACUGCUCUGAGCUUCAUGGACCAAAAAAUAAGUCUGUCCCUGUUCGGGAGACUGAUCCAGACCAGUGUCUCAGAAAUGUGCAGCAAUCCCAGGUGUUCCAGGGGACAGUGGGUGUGCCUGGUUUGAUGGAACAAGUUUCAGCAGUGAGAAAAAGAAGGAAAAUGAAAAGUGUCGGUGAUGAUGAUGACCAGUCCCCAACAGACACCAACCCUCCUUGUUCUGGAAGUUUUGAUUCCUGCCAAAUGUCCAAAGAUGUUCGGACUGGAAUCUUUUCUCAGCAUUCUGUCUUACUGGAUUUGCAAUCCGCCAGCAAUUUGUCACAGGUCCCUCACAUGCAAUUAAUUGCAAGAAGCACUGAAACGUCAGAGUCAAGAUUAUCUCCAAUUAGGGAAACUCAAAUUAAUAUCUGUAGUAAAGAGCGAGAAGUACAGAGGCAAGGUAGUGGGACAUCUGUCAUUCGACACACAAAUUCUCUUAGUAGGCCUAAUUCUUUUGAAACAUCUGAGUCCAUUGACAAAUCCUCUCCUGUUGAUAUUUUGGACAGAGAAACCCAGAGCAUGACUAAAACGGUAACUGGAAAUUCAUCAAGUACUGUGCGAGAAAGUCAGCCAGAGUCAGCACCAUUACAGAAAUGUGCUAGCACAGAAAGACCUAUUGUGGAUCAGCAUGUUGACCACGUAGCAUCAGUGCCACCUGAAAGCUCUGUUCCAGUGCAGCAGUCACGUCUGGUACGCCAAAACAACAUCCAGGUGCCAGAAAUUCUUGUGACAGAGGAACCUGACAGAGAACAGGAAAGCCUGGGGCACGAGCCAGAGAAACAUUUGGAAACAUUCAACUGGCCCCAGAGAAGUGAAAGCCUUUCUAAGUUGCCCACAGAGAAGCUUCCCCCUAAAAAGAAGAGGAUACGGCUAGCUCAAAUGGAGCACUCCUCUGGAGAAUCCAGCUUUGAGUCCACGUUGUCCCGCAGUCUUAGCAGAGACAGUAGUUUGUCUCGAGGUUCCAGUAUUUCUGCAUCAUUUGAUCGAGAUGACCUGCCCCGUUCUGAGAGCCCAGUGAGGGUGGAGUGUGCUAUCAAACUUCCAGAGUUUCAAGGGUUGUCUUUAGUUAACAAUACCUUGGGUGUUCCUGACUCUAAAGUAAUGAGACGAGCUGCAUCAGAACAGAUUAGCUGUACUCAGCCCUCGGGGGAGAUUGACACAGACUAUCGUAGUAAGUCUUUUGAUUGUGGAACAAUAUCACCUACCAGAUCAUUGUCACCUCUAGAGAAAGUCUUGCCAAAGAGUCCACAGGCUCCAUCAGGGGUCCAAGUGCCUCUCCUCGAAAGGAGAAGGGGGCCUCUUGUUCGUCAGAUGUCCCUAAAAAUUGGACCAGAGAGUCAGCAGCAGGCAGGGAAGCAGAUUCUGCAUAGAAAUCCAUCAGCAAAUGCAGUGCCUGUUCCUCCACAUAGGCCUGCUACAAGGCCUGUUAUUGCACAGCCUCUUAUUCCCCACCAAGUAAGUCCUGUAGAAUCUCUUCAGCAGCCAACUGGACCCACAGUUCAGAGCAUCAACUUAGGAAGCCAGACCCAACACCCUACAGUUCAUGGCCUUCCACAUCCCUGGCACCAAUCCACCAGGGUAAUGUGCCAAAGUGUACAACAGCUUUCAGUCCAUGAUGCGUCAGGUUCCAAGGAUUUUCAGAACAAUUCUCUUAACUCGCAGGAUAAACACUUUGUGCCCAAAUACCAGUUGCAGUAUUCUGCCGUAAAAACAAGCCAAACAUAUUCACUCCCAAGCACGCAGGUCAUGCAGAUCAGCCCGCCUGUCAGCAGUCUUCCUGUGGCUAAUGAGAUUGCUAGUGUGUCUAAGCCAACAGAUGGAAUUCAGAAUGUAUGUGUGAUUCCACAGAAUCACCAGGUAGCAGCACCUAUUGUCUUGCCGAUUUGUCUUCAAGGUAAUCUGUCCUCAUUCAACAGGACAGGUGUCACUCCUCUGCCACAAAUUCUAGUCACCCAUGAGCAGCUGAACACUUCCACAAAAGCAGCUUGCCAUAACCAACCCCCUCAAUCCAUGGACAGUGACGUUGAGAAUUCAACACACAUUCAAAUAGACAGGCCACCAGUCUCCGCUAGUCAGAUAAAUUCUGGCUCAGUUCCAGAAAACCAGAAUAUUGUAAGUGACAUCCAACAGGGAACUACACCAGGUGGCUUGCAGUACUCUCAGAAAGUGGCCUUGUGUCCACAGCAGGAGCCUACGGCCUCCAGCAAACGUAUGCUUUCUCCUGCUAACAGCCUGGACAUUGCAAUGGAGAAACAUCAGAAACGGGUGAAAGAUGAUCACAGCGCUGCCUGCCUCACUGAUGGCAGAUCAUUCAGUUACUUGAACUCCAAGAUGGCGGAAGUGACCAGGCAACGGAAACUGAUUCUAGUUCGACAAGUCUGUACCACUGAGUCAGUGGAUAGCCCAGUCAGUUCUGAAAGUCCUCAGCUGGAUCAAGAGAAGCCAGAAGAAACAACAAGAUCUGUACAUGAGACUGAAACUAACAGAGAUGCAACAUAUCAGGUGUCCACUCCUGCAUUCCAAAGUCCAGGCCACCAAGCGUCUUCCAGUCUGCCAGCUAACUCUACACUGAAGUCGCUAGGUAAGAGUGAGGAGAGGAAGUCCCCUGGAAAAUCUCCUUUGAGGCCAGCAACCUUCCAUGGACAGGUGAAACUGGUCUCUUCUGUGUCUGUGGUCAACACCAGAGACAGCCACCGCCUGUCCUUCCCCAGUCUGAAAACUACAACAUCCUUCACCUGGUGUUACCUUAUGAAGAGGAAGCCUCUCCACAUUCCCCAAACUGACCACAGGAUAUCGGCAUACUCUACCUGGGCCAUCAGCAAAACCAACCCAAACCCACUGGGUCUGCCUACCAAAGUGGUUAUGUCUUUAUUCGAUUCCAAACAGACAGCUAAGAAAAUGCACUACACACAAGCCAUAACCACAAGCCUGAAAUCUGACAUCUUGACGUACUCCAGCAAGCUAAAAGACAGCUUGCCUAAGGUCUUAACCCCUCAAACACCCAAGCCUAAGGAGAGCACCAGUAAAGUCAAGUCAGAUGCUCAACAGAGUAAUGAAUCAGACAGAGAAUCUUCUUCUUCCAAGACUGAGCCAAGACGAGUCAAAAUAUUUGAUGGCGGAUACAAGUCCAACGAAGAGUAUGUGUAUGUGCGUGGAAGAGGCCGGGGGAAGUACAUCUGUGAAGAGUGUGGCAUCCGCUGCAAGAAGCCCAGCAUGCUGCGGAAGCACAUUCGAACGCACAGUGAUGUCCGGCCCUACCACUGUGUAGACUGCAACUUCUCCUUCAAGACCAAAGGAAAUCUCACCAAGCAUAUGAAGUCCAAGACCCAUAGUAAGAAAUGCAUGGAGAUGGGGGUGUCGGUGAGCCCGGUAGAAGAUGCAGAUACUGAGGAUUCAGGAGAUAGAACGCGGAUGGUGGCUAUAGACAGGCCCGGCUCUGAUGGAGAUGAGUCUGACGGACCGGAUGAUGAGGACAAUGAUGCGGAGGAGGAAGACGAAGAAGACAGCCAGGCGGAGUCCAGCCUUUCGGCCACGCCGUCCGUCUCCGCUAGCCCGCAGCAUGUGCCGUCUGUCCCGGCCAGCAUCCCACCCAGCGCCCUGCUGGCCCAGAUGUCUCUCUCGAACAGCCCACCCCCUGCGGCAGCCCCAACCACCGACUGCCAGACCUCUGACACCGAGUCGGUGACCAUGAUGAGCCCCAUCUCUCCCUGCAGGCAAAUGUCCAUCGAUUACCCAGAUUCGGAGGUCCCAGUGAGCCCCCCGAGCGAUCCCCCGCCAAAGCCCAGUCAGGAUAUUCUGAACACCCCAUCUCAGACUGGGGAGGCAGGCGUUCCAGUCGACCGUGGCACCCAGACCAGCAUCCUACCUUGCUCCACCUAUUCCCACCAAGGUCCUCUUCACUUCCUGCCCCAGAGCCAGAUUCCCGAGGGCGGGGCGAGUGGGACAGCGCACCUGUUCAGCCACCUGCCUCUGCACUCGCAGCAGCCUGCCCGCACCCCCUACAGCAUGGUGCCUGUGGGUGGCAUCCAACUGGUCCCGGCCGGCCUGGCUGCAUACUCCACCUUUGUGCCUGUUCGGGCUGGUCAUGUGCAGCUCACCAUCCCAGCUGUGAGUGUCAUCCACCGGGGCAGCGGCCCCCAUUCUGGCUCUGGGCCGGAUGGCCUCUCGCAGGCUGAGGCUGCACCAGAGCCCUCUGGCGUCCUGCCCUGCUUGCCCAUAGGCCAAGUGGGCGUGGCUGGACUGCAGACCCUAGGGCCACCCCAAGCAUUGCAGCCCCUGGGUCUCGACGCCCUCGGGUUGAUGGGUCUGGCAAACACUGGUGGCUCCCCUGCACAGCUGUUACCCCAACCGAGCCUUGCGAUCAAUGCUGUCGGCCUGCAGGUCCUGGCUGCUAGCCCUAUUCCCCAAGGCAGCCCUGCCCCCCAAGGGAGUCCCACCCCCCAAACGCACUUGCCCAGCUUGCAAAUCCUCAACUUCACCCUCCCGGCCAUCAUCCCCUCCCUCAGCCCACUUCCGCCCCCGCCGGAGCCUUCGGGGACCACAGAGAGUGCCAGCACUUUCCCCAGCCACAGGGAAGCCGAGUUUCCAGUGGCUGGUGGCGCCUCAGCAGUGACCUGCCCUGCCACGCAGCUCCAACAGGAAGUGACCUCAGCCGGCAGACCCAGCACCGGUGCUGGCGAUGCUGCCCAAAAGGCGGGGGCCACAUCGCCGCCCAAUUCAUGCCAGCCCAUGAAUGGUUGUGAAAAAGCGGCACAGGGCAUUUCGACAGGGGGCAUCAAGGAGCACACCCUGAGGCAGCAUGUGACGGUCGACUACAACGACGCCUCGAGCGACGACGAGGACAGACUCGUCAUCGCCACCUGAAAGCCCCCGUUAACUUAAGUCACUUUUUUUUUCCCUUUUAUGCUGGUCAGUUUGUACAACUGGCAACACUUAAGGGGUCAGAGUCUCUGAAAUGUGUCCCUCUGUUAAAGCACAUUUUUUGACAUGUAUGUGAAUCAUAAAUGACGAUGACCAAUCUUUUUACUUUUAUCUGGACUUUUUUUUUUUUUUGUCACCUCUGGACGUUUUUCUUUUUUGUACAUGUUGUAUAGACAGUUGUGCCUUGUGUACGGACCUGUAUAUAAUCCACUGCAAAUCCAGUAGUCGUGUUUGUUCAGAGAACCUAGAUGUAAAAAAGAAAAAAAAAAAAAGACAGGAUAAAAUGGAAGUGGAAAAAUAUUUUGAAAAGUUUUAUGUAAUAGAUUUAUGGAAAACUAAACUCUAUAUGUUGCACUGAUGAAUGUCCAUUUCUAUGGCUUUGGGGCAGCGUCUCUGAGUGCAGAUGGUGGAGUUGAAUCUAUUUAUUGUGUUCCAUCGGCUGACCAAGGCCUCCAGGCCUCCAGGCCCCCUGGUCUGUGUAACUGUAGCUUCACAUUGCGGUAUCUAUCUUAUGAUCUGUAUCAGUAAAGCUUUGUUUACAAACGUGUAA